UGAGGACCCCAGAGCUGGAUGCAGUACUGCAGGUGGGGUCUCACCAGCACAGAGUAGAGGGGCAGAAUCACCUCCCUCAACCUCCUGGCCACGCUUCUUUUAAUGCGGCUGAGGAUACAGUUGGCUUCCUGCGCUGCAAGUGCACAUUGCUGGCUCAUGUCCCAUUUUUCAUCUACCAGUAUCCCUAAGUCCUUCUCCACAGGGCUGCUCUCUAUCCAUUCAUACCCUAGUUUGUAUUGAUAUUGAGGAUUGCCCUGACCCAGGUGAAAGACCUUGCAAUUGGCCUUGUUGAGCUUCAUGAGGUUCACGUGGGCCCAUUCCUCAAGCCAAUCACAGUCCCUCUGGAUGGCAUCCCUUCCUUCUAGCUUAUCAAGUGCACCAUUCAGCUUGGUGGUAUCUGUAAACUUAAUGAGGGUGCACUUAAUCCCACUAUGUUGUUGAUGAAACUAUUAUAUAGUAUCAGUCCCAGUACGGACCCUUGAGGGACACAGCUUGUUACUGGUUUCCACUUGGACAUUGAGCCAUUAACUGUAAUUCUUUAGACGCAACCAUCCAGCCAAUUCCUUAUCCGUCAAAUCCAUAUGUCUCCAAUUUAGCAGCAAGAAUUUUGUGGGGGACCAUAUCAAAGGUCUUGGAGAAGUCCAGGCAGAUGAACAGAAGUCCAUGUAGAUGAGUUUCAAGUGCUCUUGGACUGGAACUUAGGUUUUGUUUCUCUGAAUAGAAUCUAGGUUUUGUGCAUUGAAACUGCUCCAAAAACAGAACCAACAUGUAGUAAAUUGAGGAUGCAGUUCAGAAUUGCCAUAAUCUGAACCAGGUCAUGAAUGCAGAUGUAGCUGAAUAUGUUUCAAGAGCUGCAUACCUCUGUAAAAUGUUACUACUGUCUUCCUCCCCACCUCUGCCCCAAGUUUGGCUGAUACAGUUUUUUCCAGCUUUUUAAAAAAGACAUCAUUUCAUCGAGCCAUUCUUGCAAGAUGGCUUCACACGUGAAUGUAUUGGUGCAAAUGAGAGUAAGGAAUAAUUUUAUAGCAGUUUAGAGCAGGAAUGAGUGAGAAAGAAUGGGAACACCCUGAAUAGCCAUUAUAGUAAGAAGAAAUUGAACAUGAAACUGUAGAGUCUUGUAAACUUGGCCGUUAAAGAAUUGCAGAUAGGAACCUGAAGGAUGAAGAUGUAAGGGCAGUGAGGCAUGGAAACUCACCAGGAAUCAACUAAGGAAGUGUGAUACACCACCUCAGUUCAAGUACAUGAAAAACAGAUUUUACAGAUCCUUUGUAGAGGAUGUAAAGCGGAGGAGGUAACAUGGUUAAAAAAUGAGAUAGGAAGAAAAGUCACAAUAUAAAAUUAAGGUCUAUGAAGGUGUGUUACAGAAGACGUAAAAGCAAAAAAAAAAGGCAAGAAGAUUGUUAAAUGUUCUUGUGGUAUAUUUGUGGAAGGAGAAAUGCAACAAAUGUCAAUUAAGGGACGAUGUCUGAAGCCUUAAGAUACUAAAGAAAUACUCAAAUAGUCUUAAUGAGGUACUAGGAAGUCAUGGGUAAAAGUUUAAAACCAAAUGAGCCUAGCAAACUCAAGUUUUCAUGAGUGGCAGUUGAGCACUACUGGAAUUACAAGCACAUGUAACUUAAUGCACAUGCUACAUAUUUCUGGUAAGAGAUACAAUGUGCUCCCACUUGAAACCUUUGAGAAAAGAGAAGAACCUCAAAAUAUUUUGAGGUGUUAAGAUGCUACCAGGAUAUAAAUAAUCCGAGGCAGUAGACAUAAUAGUAUAGAAAAGUUUAAAGAGGGCGCUCAAGUGAAUUUUAACUUUAAGCACUGUGGUGACAUAUUUUGGUUUGUCAGUAUGGACACUCAUUCCUUCAAAGGUAAACUUCUUUAAUGGUUUAAAGAGGAGUGUGUUCUGUUCUGCUUCCUUUACCUCUUCCCCUCACUUCUUUGUUCCAACUCUUCUGUUUAUCCUCAAGCAUUACAGUGGGUAAAUUUCUGACUUGUCUUACAUGUCUGAGAAAUAGGACAUCCUUGACAGCUAAAAAGUCACACUGGAAAAUGAUCUUCCACUUGCUAAGGAAUGUACGUUGCUUGUUGCUGUAACAAGGUUCUUGGAACUUUAUCCCUAAAAUUAAUUUUAAAACUAUGCAGCAGAAUAUGUUGUUAAUAAAACCCUCUUGGGGAAAGAGAAGACUUUAGAAAAUAGUAUGAGGAAAGGGUGCCUUCUAUUUAAUGAAUGAUUAUGGACCAAGAUAAUGUUCCUUAAGAAUAAGGUGUGGGCAGCUGCUGAUGUCUAUAGCUUAAGGUUUUUGUUAUGUGAAGUUAUAGAAUUUAAAAUCAUCUUUCUUAUAUUUGUAAUAACACUCCAGGAAUACACUGAGUUACUGCAGUAAGACCUUGAAGGUUUUAGUAUUUUUAUUUAGUUACAGUAAAUGCUGUGUUUACUCUUUACUUAAAAGUAGUAGUACAAGUACUACCCAGUACAAUAAUAUUUAUGCAGGUGUUUACUAUUCAGUAAGUAACAGUGAAGUGCUGUUCUAGAUGCUGGGAAUAAAAAGCUUGAAAUGUAAGUCCCAAGUGCUGUGAUAGUAUGUGUCAGCUAUCCCAAAUACUAUUGAAAAUGUGUGUAAAUGUUUUUUAUAAUGGAAAGAUGUUCUUAUUCAGGUUUUAAUUCAUGCUUAUGUAAUGUAUCAUUCUUGACAUUCGUCAGAAGCUCAAUGUUCCUUAUUAUUUAUGAUAAUUAUUUAAAAUGAAAGCUUAAAUUCCAGAGAAGGGCCUAGAAAUCAAAUUUAAUUGGGGGAUUUUUUUCCCCAGAACUGUAUAUUCUGCUCCAAACCAAGAUAUAGAGCAUGUAAUUUGACAGAGCAUGUGAUCUUUCUAGACGUAUUUCUGUUGGAGACGGUUUUACUUAAGUUCUUGUUAUGUAAGUUACUCUGUAGCAUGUUAUGCUACAAAAGAUUGGGCAAAGAUGACUUCGUUCCAUAGUAGUCUAUUGUCCAAAAAUACAGAUGGAAGACUAGUGGUCUGGAACAUAGGGACAUAGAUUUGUGUACUGCCAGAACUUAAUGAAAUAUUAUUUUCUAGGUUCAUUGAUUUCUACUGAUGAAGACUUGGAACUCUCAUGACUUUGCCAGUUUGCACAUUAAGUGGUAUUCAUUGCAUUGAAAAGAUUCUUGGAUAUCCCAAUCAGCUUCCUUCCCUAGGAAUCAGAAGCAACCAGGUGUGGAUUCCUUGUCACCUGUAGCAUCACUUCCUAAACAGAUUUUCCAGCCUUCUGCCCAGCAGCAGCCUUCUAAACAGGUUAAAGUCACAUGUGCAAACUGCAAAAAGCCUUUACAAAAGGGACAGACUGCAUAUCAGCGAAAAGGAUCAGCUCACCUUUUUUGUUCUACUACCUGCCUCUCAUCAUUCUCACACAAACCCACUCCAAAGAAACUUUGUGUUAUGUGCAGAAAAGAUAUAACAACAAUGAAAGGUACCAUUGUUGCUCAAGUUGAUUCAAGUGAGUCUUUCCAGGAGUUUUGCAGUACAUCAUGUUUAUCCUUCUAUGAAGAUAAACAGAAUCCCUCAAAAGGAGUUUUGAAUAAAUCAAGAUGCACUAUCUGUGGUAAACUAACUGAGAUUCGUCAUGAAGUUAGCUUUAAAAAUAUGACUCAUAAGCUGUGCAGUGACCAUUGCUUCAAUAGAUACAGGAUGGCAAAUGGAUUAAUAAUGAAUUGCUGUGAGCAUUGUGGGGAGUAUUUGCCCAGUAAAGGAGCUGGAAACAAUAUUCUUACUAUUGAUGGUCAGCAGAAAAGAUUCUGCUGUCAGAACUGCGUUGGUGAAUACAAGCAGAAAUAUGGCAAAUUAACAUCUUGUACUGGCUGCAGAGCUCAGUGCAGGUUUUUUGACAUGACUCAGUGCAUAGGACCUAAUGGAUAUAUGGAGCCAUACUGCUCAACUGCAUGCAUGAACACACACAAAUCAAAAUAUGCAAAAUCACAAAGUAUGGGAAUUAUUUGCCACUUUUGUAAACGAAACUCUUUACCUCAAUAUCAAGCCACAAUGCCUGAUGGAAAACUGUACAACUUUUGCAGUUCCAGUUGUGUAGCUAAAUUUCAGACUCUCAGUGUGCAGUCUUCAACAAAUGGUCAGUUUGUCUCUCCCAGUGAUAUUCAGUUGAAAUGUAAUUAUUGCAAAAGUUCUUUUUGUUCAAAGCCAGAAGUACUGGAAUGGGAGAACAAAGUAUAUCAGUUCUGCAGCAGAGCAUGUUCUGAUGAUUAUAAGAAACUGCACUGCAUAGUUACAUACUGUGAAUACUGUCAAGAAGAGAAAACGCUGCAUGAGACGGUGAAUUUCUCUGGCAUCAAAAGACCCUUUUGUAGUGAAGGCUGCAAGCUGCUAUAUAAACAAGACUUUGCAAGACGGUUAGGACUGAGAUGUGUUACUUGUAAUUACUGCUCACAGCUGUGCAAAAAGGGAGCAACUAAGGAACUUGAUGGUGUAGUGAGAGAUUUCUGCAGUGAAGAGUGCUGUAAAAAAUUUCAGGACUGGUACUACAAGGCUGCACGAUGUGACUGUUGUAAGUCUCAAGGAACUCUCAAAGAGAAAGUGCAAUGGCGUGGUGAAAUGAAACACUUCUGUGACCAGCACUGUUUGCUCCGUUUCUACUGUCAACAAAACGAACCAAAUCUGGCAACCCAAAAAGGACCCGAGAACUUACACUAUGAUCAGGGCUGUCAAACCCCCCGAACAAAAAUAACAGGCUCAGCACCACCACCUUCUCCAACACCUAACAGAGAAAUGAAGAACAAGGCAGUUCUUUGCAAGCCUUUGACAAUGACGAAAGCCACAUACUGUAAACCUCAUAUGCAGACAAAAUCUUGUCAGACAGAAGAUGAUUGGAAAAAAGAGUAUGUCCCAGUGCCUAUUCCUGUACCUGUCUAUGUUCCGGUGCCUAUGAACAUGUAUAGUCAAAAUGUUCCUAUUCCUACAAUGGUUCCUGUUCCUGUGCCAGUUCCAGUUUUCUUGCCCACUACUCUGGAUAGCAGUGAGAAAAUCCUUGCAGCAAUAGAAGAGCUGAGGGGAAAAGUGCCCUCAAAUCCUCUGGAAACUGAGAUACUGAACUUGUCGGGGAUGGUACCUGAACAUGAUGGAAAAGCUGAAGUUUCUGAUGCGGCCAGUGUGAUAGUUGAGUCAAAUCUACUGAACUCAGAAACAGAGGCACGGACAAGCUUGCCUGAUGUUCCAUAUGAACCAGACCUUGAUAUUGAAAUAGACUUUCCAAGAGCAACUGAAGAGCUUGAUACAGAAAAUGAGUUUUUGUUACCUCCUGUUUUUGGGGAGGAAUACGAGGAACAGCCAAGGCCUCGGUCCAAAAAGAAGGGGGUGAAGAGGAAAGCGGUGUCAGAAUACCAGUCUCACGAUGACAGCUCUGAAAACUCAGAGUGUAGUUUUCCAUUCAAAUACGCGUAUGGUGUAAAUGCAUGGAAGCACUGGGUAAAGUCUCGGUAUUUAGAUGAAGAGCUUCCUGAAUUAGAGGAACUGAAAUCAACAAAGUCUGUGAAAUUAAAGGAAGAUCUAUUAUCACAUACUUCAGCUGAGUUAAACUAUGGGUUGACACAUUUUGUCAAUGAAAUUCGAAGGCCAAAUGGAGAGAACUAUGCACCUGACAGCAUCUAUUAUCUGUGUCUUGGGAUUCAGGAGUAUUUAUAUGGAAGUAAUCGAAAAGACAACAUAUUUAUUGAUCCAAUCUAUCAGACGUUUGAACAGGAAUUAAAUAAAAUCCUUAGAAGUUGGCAACCAAGCAUACUUCCAGAUGGAUCAAUAUUCUCUCGAGUUGAAGAAGAUUACCUUUGGAGGAUUAAACAGCUAGGAUCACAUUCACCGGUUGCUCUUCUGAAUACUCUGUUCUACUUUAACACUAAAUAUUUUGGCCUGAAAACAGUGGAGCAGCACUUAAGACUUUCUUUUGGCACUGUUUUUAGACAGUGGAAAAAAAAUCCUCUAACAAUGGAAAGCAAAGCUUGUCUUCGAUAUCAAGUGUCUUCCCUGUGCAGAGCUGAUAGUGAAGAUAAAAUUACUACUGGAAAAAGGAAACAUGAAGAUGAUGAACCAGUAUUUGAACAAAUUGAAAACACGUCUGAUCCAGCUAGAUGCCCUGUGAAAAUGUUUGAGUGCUAUCUGUCUAAAAGCCCACAGAAUCUGAAUCAGAGGACGGACAUGUUCUAUCUGCAACCAGAGUGCUCUGUCUCCGCGGAGAGUCCCAUCUGGUACACUGCCACUUCACUGGACCGCAGCACUUUGGAAAAUAUGCUCGUACGGGUUCUUUUAGUAAAAGAUAUUUAUGAUAAAGACAAUUAUGAACUGGAUGAAGACAUAGAUUAAAACAAACUUCCAAAAACCAUCAAGAAAACAAACAGCAUUAGAUAUAGUCAUGCUGCUAGACCUUUACUAUGGAAAACAUUUCAAGUUUACCCUUUGUUUUAUGAGUUUUGUAGCAGUGUGUACCCUCACCUGGGUAUUACCAUGUAAAUAGUCUGUGAGUGAAAGUUUCCAUUAUUCUGCGUAGUGGUUUUAGGAUCCAUAACAAACACAUUUCAGUUUCUUUUUUUUAUUAUUUAUUUGGUUAGGUAUGUUUGUAACUUUUUACAUUGCAAAAUAUGAAUGAGAAUGUGCCAUGUGUAAUUUUUUUUUUUCCCUUGUAGUAAGAGACAUCCAUAUUGCACAACUCUGCUGUUGGAAGCUCCCUUGAAAGGAGGCUCUCUUAAUGGGUUCUUAAACCGGAUGGUUGUGUAUGGGUAGCACUACUAAAGUUUAGAACUUGCUGUGUCUUUCAGACUUUUUAAAUAAAUUGUAAACUAAUAGGUUUUUUACUUUUUAGUUACUGAAGCCUUAUAAGGUUAUGUAGAGAGAUUCCAUCUUAUGUACCAAAAAUAGACAAAAGAGAAUGCUGUCAAUAUUGGUGUACUGUAAUGUGAAUCUAUUCUGGUGAAAACAUUUUUUUGUUGCCCUUAUUAAAACCUUAGUGUCCUUUCCUUA
Harpia harpyja (harpy eagle) is the source of this 6999-nucleotide messenger RNA. RefSeq names its product zinc finger MYM-type containing 2 (gene ZMYM2). Bases 3424 to 6345 code for a protein of 973 amino acids. Lineage: Eukaryota; Metazoa; Chordata; Aves; Accipitriformes; Accipitridae. Gene Ontology annotation, molecular function: zinc ion binding. The transcript has 22 exons. The record is from RefSeq and is a predicted model, not a curated record.